AUGGACAUCAAGUUUUGCAAGAUCAACCUUCUCAUAGAUUACAAGGAAUUGGAUGGGAGGUACCAAUUCAAGUUCACACAUCCAUGGCUGGCCCUUCCAAGCUGCUCUUCCCCAACUCUGAGCUCACAAACAGUCCUCAUGGGUGAGAACAUUGAUUUCAGACCCCCAUUGUAUAAAUUAGUUGGGCAUGAGGACGAGUUGCGAGAAGAGGAGCCUAAACUCGAUCGAGCUGAGUAUCGCGCUGAGGUUCAAGCUGAGGAUAGAGCCCAAGUGAAUGAGGAGUUAGGUGAGCCUGAGUGUUACUAUUUUGAGGAGUAUGAGGCUCCAAGGAUGAACCCCUCUGUUGUGGCUGCUCACAAGAGGAUUGGACUUCUCCAAAGGUUCAACAAGUGGCAAGGGAAAGCCAUGGACAAAAUGCAAAAGUCCAUGGACAAGAUGGUGAGCAAGAUCAAGAGUUUGGAGAAGAAGGUCUCUGGUUCUUCAAGCAAGAAGAAGAAGACACCCAUGACUCCUACAUUCCCUAGGAGUAGAUCUCUCCUCACCAUUCCAAGGAGGCUUCCUACCCAAGAGCCUCGUCAUUUGAACCAAGGGAAGCAGGUGACAACACACAGAGAAGGAGGAAGAGUUCCAAGGGACAAUGCUCCAACUCUAUCAGCGGACUCGAUCUAG
Molecule: messenger RNA, 669 nt
Organism: Microthlaspi erraticum
Lineage: Eukaryota; Viridiplantae; Streptophyta; Magnoliopsida; Brassicales; Brassicaceae
Source: the annotation of a GenBank genome assembly